GCUGCAUAAAGAGAUGAAGUCCAGUGGGAAGAGCACAUCUCUCAAGCUCAAGAAACGCUGGUUUGUUCUGACCAAUAACUCACUGGAUUAUUAUAAAUCAUCAGAGCGCAGCGCCUCUAAACUGGGAACACUGGUGCUCAACAGCCUUUGCUCGGUUGUUCAGCCUGAUGAGAAAGUUUACAAGGAGACAGGUUACUGGAACAUAAUAGUCCAUGGGAGAAAGCAUUCUUACCGUCUCUACACCAAACUACUGAACGAAGCCAUGAGAUGGGCUUCAGCCAUUCAGGUGGCCAUUGACAACAAGGUUCCCAUUGAAACACCUACCCAGCAACUCAUCCGAGAUAUCAAGGUACAUUCACCCUAA
Messenger RNA from Sinocyclocheilus grahami, 364 nucleotides. Its product is annotated as unconventional myosin-X-like. The record is from RefSeq and is a predicted model, not a curated record. Gene Ontology annotation, biological process: axon extension. Gene Ontology annotation, cellular component: axonal growth cone. Lineage: Eukaryota; Metazoa; Chordata; Actinopteri; Cypriniformes; Cyprinidae. Bases 14 to 364 code for a protein of 116 amino acids. The transcript is spliced from 2 exons.